AUGUUCCCCCAGGGGCGCCACCCGACGCCCCACCAGGCCCCGGGGCAGCCCUUCAAGUUCACCAUCCCUGAAUCGCUGGACCGCAUCAAGGAAGAGUUCCAGUUUCUGCAGGCUCAGUACCACAGUUUGAAGCUUGAGUGUGAGAAACUGGCCAGUGAGAAAACAGAGAUGCAGAGGCACUAUGUGAUGUACUACGAGAUGUCCUAUGGCCUCAACAUUGAGAUGCACAAACAGACGGAGAUUGCUAAAAGACUCAACACCAUCUGUGCACAAGUCAUUCCUUUCCUAUCACAGGAUCACCAGCAGCAGGUGGUUCAGGCCGUGGAGAGGGCAAAACAGGUGACCAUGGCCGAGCUCAAUGCAGUAAUUGGGGUACGCGGAUUGCCAGGCCUUCCUCCAACGCAGCACCUUUCCCAUAACCACGGUGGUGCCCCUGUCCCGCUGACGCCCCACCCAGCAGGCCUUCAUCCCUCUCAGCUCAGCGGCUCUGCAGGGCUCCUGGCUCUGUCCGGAGCCCUUGGAGGGGUCCCUCCCCACCUGAUGGGCAAAGAUGGCGCUGACAAGAAACCCCCUCACCUGGGCGGCCCCGACUCGCAUCCUGGCGGCCCGGAGCACUUACGAGACAGAGAGCCUGGCACAAGCAACUCGAUGCUUCCUGAAAGUCUACGAAACUCAGACAAGCGGCGAAAUGGACCAGAGUUCCCCAACGACACCAAAAAACGAAAGGUGGAAGACAAAGACUCCAGUCACUAUGAUAGUGAUGGGGACAAAAGUGAUGAUAACCUAGUCGUAGAUGUUUCAAAUGAGGACCCCGCCUCUCCUCGUGGUACACCCCUCCCCUCUCCGCGAGAGAAUGGCCUUGAUAAAGCUCGUCUAUUGAAGAAGGAUCCAUGCAGUCCUGCUUCCACAGCAUCAUCGGCGAGCUCCUCCUCCCUCAAGUCCAAAGAGAUUGCCAUGCGAGAGAAGGCAGGGACACCAGGACUGAAGUCCAGCACGCCCACUCCCAGAGGAGACUCUACCCCAGGACCAAGCACCACUCCUGGGAUCAGACCCAGCCUUGUCAAACCCCCUUCCAUGGAGCUCCCACAUCCACCUGGUGCGGGUUUGAGGACUCCCCUGGCUGUACCUGGCCCAUACCCUGGUGCAUUUGGGAUGCUGCCUCAUGCAGCUGGGAUGAACGGGGAGCUGGCUGGAGCUGCUGGAGCUGCUGCGUACGCUGCUGGACUCCACAACAUGUCCCCCCAGAUGAGUGCGGCUGCUGCGGCUGCUGUGGCUGCAUACGGACGCUCCCCCAUGGUGGGCUUUGAUCCCCAUUCACACAUGAGAGGGAUGCCCCCCAGUCUGACCGGGAUCCCCGGAGGAAAACCUGCUUACUCAUUCCAUGUGGCUGCAGAUGGACAGAUGCAACCAGUACCCUUCCCUCCAGACGCGUUAGUUGGCCCCGGCAUCCCUCGCCACGCUCGGCAGAUCAACACUCUGAACCACGGCGAGGUUGUGUGUGCGGUGACCAUCAGUAACCCCACUCGACACGUGUACACCGGAGGAAAGGGCUGCGUCAAAGUGUGGGACAUCAGCCACCCGGGCAACAAGAGCCCUGUGUCCCAACUCGACUGCCUGAAUCGUGACAACUAUAUCCGCUCCUGCCGCCUGCUCCCUGACGGCCGAACGCUGAUCGUUGGAGGUGAGGCGAGCACCUUGUCCAUAUGGGACCUGGCCACACCCACUCCUCGGAUAAAGGCAGAGCUUACCUCAUCUGCACCGGCGUGUUAUGCGUUGGCGAUUAGCCCCGACUCCAAAGUGUGUUUCUCUUGCUGCAGCGACGGUAACAUUGCUGUGUGGGACCUCCACAACCAGACACUGGUCAGGCAGUUCCAGGGCCACACAGACGGGGCCAGCUGCAUCGACAUCUCCAACGACGGGACCAAACUGUGGACGGGAGGUUUGGACAACACUGUGCGCUCCUGGGACCUAAGAGAGGGCAGACAGCUUCAGCAGCAUGACUUUACCUCACAGAUCUUCUCGCUGGGCUACUGUCCCACAGGAGAGUGGCUGGCUGUGGGGAUGGAGAGCAGCAACGUGGAGGUUCUUCAUGUCACAAAACCAGACAAGUACCAGCUGCACCUGCACGAGAGCUGUGUCCUGUCCCUGCAGUUUGCCUACUGUGGUAAAUGGUUUGUGAGCACAGGGAAAGACAACCUACUGAAUGCAUGGAGAACACCCUAUGGCGCCAGCAUAUUCCAGUCUAAGGAGUCGUCGUCGGUGCUGAGCUGUGACAUAUCUGUGGACGAUAAGUACAUAGUCACCGGCUCAGGAGACAAGAAGGCCACUGUCUAUGAAGUCAUCUACUAA
This is a messenger RNA of Knipowitschia caucasica, 2349 nucleotides long. Lineage: Eukaryota; Metazoa; Chordata; Actinopteri; Gobiiformes; Gobiidae. The record is from the annotation of a GenBank genome assembly.